Phaethon lepturus (White-tailed tropicbird) is the source of this 154-nucleotide messenger RNA. Its product is annotated as UPF0554 protein C2orf43 homolog. The record is from RefSeq and is a predicted model, not a curated record. NCBI's taxonomy places the organism in Eukaryota, Metazoa, Chordata, Aves, Phaethontiformes, Phaethontidae. The annotation marks the transcript as partial. The transcript has a single exon.
AUGAGGUCGGUGUCAGAAGAGCCAGUCCCAUUACAUGAAGAAUUUAUCUACUGUUGUGGAGCUGCUACCCAUGUCUUAAAGUGUGGGCCCUGGAAAGACCUCUCAAAAGAUGAAAGUAAAAAUCUACCCAGGCUCUUAUUCAUGAUUAUUCCUG